This is a messenger RNA of Oncorhynchus keta (chum salmon), 6684 nucleotides long. RefSeq names its product multiple epidermal growth factor-like domains protein 11. The record is from RefSeq and is a predicted model, not a curated record. Gene Ontology annotation, molecular function: scavenger receptor activity. The annotation marks the transcript as partial. The transcript has 15 exons. NCBI's taxonomy places the organism in Eukaryota, Metazoa, Chordata, Actinopteri, Salmoniformes, Salmonidae.
GUUGGCAGGGUGUGGAUUGCACCAUCUCGUGCUCCAGUGAUAACUGGGGUCUGAACUGUAAUCAGACGUGCCUGUGUGCCAACGGGGCGGCCUGUGACCCGGGCAAUGGAACCUGUACCUGCUCCCCCGGCUGGAUGGACGAGUACUGUGACACAACCUGUCCCGAGGGCACGUAUGGAGAACAGUGUCGAGAGCAGUGUGACUGUAUCCAUGCCGAUGGCUGUGACCCUGUGAGAGGCGACUGUCGCUGUCUGGCUGGAUGGACUGGUGUGAACUGUGACAGUGUGUGUGUGGAGGGCCGAUGGGGCCCAGACUGCUCCUACUCCUGUACCUGUGAGAACGGAGGCUCCUGCUCACCGGAGGACGGGACGUGUGUGUGUGCCCCCGGAUACAGAGGCACUUCCUGCAGACGCAUCUGUUCUCCAGGGUUCUAUGGUCAGCGCUGCAGUCAGUCCUGUCCUCAGUGUAUCCAUAGCGAUGGUCCCUGUCACCACAUCACAGGACACUGUGAGUGUCUGUCAGGAUUCUGUGGCUCUCUGUGUAACCAAGUGUGUCCCAGUGGCAGGUAUGGGAAGGGCUGUGCAGAGCUGUGUAUGUGUAGUAACAACGGGACCUGUAACCCCAUCGAUGGAUCCUGUCAGUGCUACCCAGGAUGGAUCGGAGAGGACUGCUCUAAAGUGUGUCCCCAGGGUGCGUGGGGUCCAGACUGCAUCCAUACCUGUAACUGUCACAACGGGGCUCAGUGCAUCGCUACAGACGGACAGUGUAGCUGCAGCGCAGGGUGGAGCGGACUCUACUGUACACAACGUUGUAGUUCAGGGUUCUUUGGUACCGACUGCUCUGAGGUGUGUCGGUGUCAGAACGGAGCGGACUGUGACCACAUCACUGGCCAGUGCUCCUGUCGGACCGGAUUCAUCGGACACAGCUGUGAACUCAAGUGUCGUCCUGGUACGUUUGGCUACGGCUGUCAGCAGCUGUGUGUGUGUAUGAACAACGCCACCUGUGACUAUGUGACUGGAACCUGCUACUGCAGCAUCGGAUACAAAGGCAUCCGCUGUGACCAGGCUGCCCUGAUGAUGGAGGAGCUGAAUCCUUACACUAAGAUCAGCCCGGCCUUGGCAUCAGAGCACCAGUCAACGGGCGCUGUCAUGGGCAUCAUCUUCCUCCUCCUCUUCAUCAUGACCGUGUUGGGGGUGGUGGUGUGGUGGCGGCAUCACCAGAGAGAGAAAGGAGGGCAGCACAUGCCCAGUGUGUCCUACAGCCCUGCCCUGAGGAUCAGCAGCCAGGGUUACGCCCUCUCUGACUCCUCUCCUACCAUCAGCAACGUCAGUCGUUGUUUCACUAACCCCUCCUACCACACUCUGGGAGCAUGUACCUACGCUGGCCACUACGCCAAGCCUUACAAGAAGACCAGAAGGGCCAAGGUGAAGGACAAGAGGUUAAACAGGAAUAGUGCUCCAGAGUGGACAGCCUACUAUAACCUCGAUGAACUGGGUGUGUACCGUGUAGACAGACGCUACAGCUCCUACCAUGAACAGUACCACAGAGACUACAUGAAGGGUUCCCUGUCCAGCACCUGCUCUCUGAACAGUGAGAACCCCUACGCCACCAUCAAUGACCCACAGGCCGUGGUCUGUAAACACACAGAGAGCAGCUAUGUAGAGAUGAAGAGUCCUGUCCACCACGACAUGUCCUACUGCCCCUCUGCUAUAGUCACCACCACCGCCACACACACCGUCAGCAAGAACGUCUAUGAUGUGGAACCCAAGGUGAGUGUUCUCCAGGGCUGUAACGGUGUGGUGGUUCCCACGUACCCUCAGAACCCGUACGACCUCCCCAGGAAUAGCCACAUCCCCAGCCACUACGACCUGCUGCCCCUGAGACACAGCCAGAGCAACAGCCCUACACACAGCCAGGACCACAGCCACCAGAGCCACAGCCCACCCUUGCCCGGCAGCCCUACCAGCUCCCUGCUAUAGACAGACCACUCCCGAACGCAGGGCCGCGACCUUAGACCUAUGACUUACCGUUGGGGCACGGUCUGCUCCACCUGGGGUUGCGGAUAAAGACUGUAAUGUGACUAUAGAGACAAAGUACCAGUGCAACAUCAAUGUUGGUGGACACACUAGAUGAUAUACCAACAGAAGCUCUGUGUGGACUCACUGCCGUGUGGACUCACUGCCGUGUGGACUCACUGCUGUGUGGACUCACUACCGUGUGGACUCACUGCUGUGUGGACUCACUGCUGUGUGGACUCACUACCGUGUGGACUCACUGCCGUGUGGACUCACUGCUGUGUGGACUCACUACCGUGUGGACUCACUGCCGUGUGGACUCACUGCCGUGUGGACUCACUACCGUGUGGACUCACUGCUGUGUGGACUCACUACCGUGUGGACUCACUACCGUGUGGACUCACUGCCGUGUGGACUCACUGCCGUGUGGACUCACUACCGUGUGGACUCACUGCCGUGUGGACUCACUGCCGUGUGGACUCACUGCUGUGUGGACUCACUGCUGUGUGGACUCACUGCUGUGUGGACUCACUACCGUGUGGACUCACUGCUGUGUGGACUCACUACCGUGUGGACUCACUGCUGUGUGGACUCACUGCUGUGUGGACUCACUACCGUGUGGACUCACUGCUGUGUGGACUCACUACCGUGUGGACUCACUGCUGUGUGGACUCACUACCGUGUGGACUCACUACCGUGUGGACUCACUGCCGUGUGGACUCACUACCGUGUGGACUCACUACCGUGUGGACUCACUGCUGUGUGGACUCACUGCUGUGUGGACUCACUGCUGUGUGGACUCACUACCGUGUGGACUCACUGCUGUGUGGACUCACUACCGUGUGGACUCACUGCUGUGUGGACUCACUACCGUGUGGACUCACUACCGUGUGGACUCACUGCCGUGUGGACUCACUACCGUGUGGACUCACUGCUGUGUGGACUCACUACCGUGUGGACUCACUACCGUGUGGACUCACUGCUGUGUGGACUCACUACCGUGUGGACUCACUGCCGUGUGGACUCACUGCUGUGUGGACUCACUGCUGUGUGGACUCACUACCGUGUGGACUCACUACCGUGUGGACUCACUACCGUGUGGACUCACUGCUGUGUGGACUCACUACCGUGUGGACUCACUGCUGUGUGGACUCACUGCUGUGUGGACUCACUACCGUGUGGACUCACUGCUGUGUGGACUCACUACCGUGUGGACUCACUGCUGUGUGGACUCACUGCUGUGUGGACUCACUGCUGUGUGGACUCACUGCUGUGUGGACUCACUACCGUGUGGACUCACUGCUGUGUGGACUCACUGCUGUGUGGACUCACUACCGUGUGGACUCACUACCGUGUGGACUCACUGAUGUGUGGACUCACUACCGUGUGGACUCACUACCGUGUGGACUCACUGCUGUGUGGACUCACUACCGUGUGGACUCACUACCGUGUGGACUCACUGAUGUGUGGACUCACUACUGUGUGGACUCACUGGUGUGUGGACUCACUGCCGUGUGGACUCACUACCGUGUGGACUCACUGCCGUGUGGACUCACUGCUGUGUGGACUCACUACCGUGUGGACUCACUGCUGUGUGGACUCACUGCUGUGUGGACUCACUGCUGUGUGGACUCACUGCUGUGUGGACUCACUGCCGUGUGGACUCACUGCCGUGUGGACUCACUGCUGUGUGGACUCACUGUUGUGUGGACUCACUACCGUGUGGUAGUGGAUAAAGCAUACUGAACGUGUAAUAUAUUACAGCGAUGUGAAGUGUCUGAGGAAGACACUGGGAAGUCAUAUAACUACAGGAGAUGUGUGGUACCCUCUUUGUUUACACUCUGGCUCGGUGGAGGACACACACACACAUCCUAGGAAAGGUAGGAAGGACACACACACACAUCCUAGGGAAGGAAGGAAGGACACACACACGCACACACUAUGAAACAGACCAGUGGAGUCCUCUAUAUAGUCAUGUCUGGCUCAGUGAUUCUAUUCCAUGUCUGGAUUGGGUGACCAGAGAACCAACCAGGCUGCCUCUAGAGGAGGACAUAACCACCAGGAACCAACCAGGCUGCCCCUAGAGGAGGACAUAACCACCAGGAACCAACCAGGCUGCCCCUUGAGGAGGACAUAACCACCAGGAACCAACCAGGCUGCCCCUAGAGGAGGACAUAACCACCAGGAACCAACCAGGCUGCCCCUAGAGGAGGACAUAACCACCAGGAACCAACCAGGCUGCCCCUAGAGGAGGAUAAAACCACCAGGAACCAACCAGGCUGCCCCUAGAGGAGGAUAAAACCACCAGGAACCAACCAGGCUGCCCCUAGAGGAGGACAUAACCACCAGGAACCAACCAGGCUGCCCCUAGAGGAGGACAUAACCACCAGGAACCAACCAGGCUGCCCCUAGAGGAAGACAAACCCACCAGGAACCAACCAGGCUGCCCCUAGAGGAGGACAAACCCACCAGGAACCAACCAGGCUGCCCCUAGAGGAAGACAAACCCACCAGGAACCAACCAGGCUGCCCCUAGAGGAGGACAAACCCACCAGGAACCAACCAGGCUGCCCCUAGAGGAAGACAAACCACCAGGAACCAACCAGGCUGCCCCUAGAGGAAGACAAAACCACCAGGAACCAACCAGGCUGCCCCUAGAGGAGGACAAACCCACCAGGAACCAACCAGGCUGCCCCUAGAGGAAGACAAAACCACCAGGAACCAACCAGGCUGCCCCUAGAGGAGGACAAACCCACCAGGAACCAACCAGGCUGCCCCUAGAGGAGGACAAACCCACCAGGAACCAACCAGGCUGCCCCUAGAGGAGGACAAACCCACCAGGAACCAACCAGGCUGCCCCUAGAGGAGGACAAACCCACCAGGAACCAACCAGGCUGCCCCUAGAGGAGGACAAACCCACCAGGAACCAACCAGGCUGCCCCUAGAGGAAGACAAAACCACCAGGAACCAACCAGGCUGCCCCUAGAGGAGGACAAACCCACCAGGAACCAACCAGGCUGCCCCUAGAGGAGGACAAACCCACCAGGAACCAACCAGGCUGCCCCUAGAGGAGGACAAAACCACCAGGAACCAACCAGGCUGCCCCUAGAGGAGGACAAACCACCAGGAACCAACCAGGCUGCCCCUAGAGGAGGACAAACCCACCAGGAACCAACCAGGCUGCCCCUAGAGGAAGACAAAACCACCAGGAACCAACCAGGCUGCCCCUAGAGGAAGAGAAACCAACAACUGUCUCAGAUGAGACCAGCUUGGAGCAUCAUCAAAAGGCCAUUAGAUCUGCCUUUCUAUCAGGCAGUGGACUGAGAAGUAAUAAGAGACAGUCAUUACAGGACCUGAAUGGCGACUGACUGGGCUUGGAUUCCCUGUUCUAUUGUAUAUUGAUAUCGCCAGCAACACAGCUAACACUCAUAUAACUGCAGAUGAAGGAGAAGAGACAAUGACAGUUCCCAGACAAACCAGGAUUGUAUUAAUUAGGCACCGACAGUCUUUGAAAGAAGACAACGGACUGAAACAGGGAGGCACUACCUUUUCGUUUUUCCAUUGCAAAACGUUUUUCAACGGUGUGCACUAAUGAAUACGACCCAUGGUUAUAUACUGUAUAAAAAAAUAUCUAUAUAUCUAUAAAAAAAAAAACACUUAUCUUCUACAACUCAUUUUGACACAUCUUUGCUUAUUUCAUGUUUAUAUUUUUAUGAUCCUUUAACAGGUCCAUAUUUUGUCUUUCGGGAAAAGUUCUCUUUUUGUAUGUAUUGUAUAUAAAGUUAAGGAAUUGAAUAUUGGCGUUACAGUAUUGUUAGUGACUUUAUGUUGUGUAAUGCUGGUAAAUGUGCAUGAAUCUAAGUAUAGUAGUAUACAGAGAAUAGCCCUAAUGUCAUUGUUAAACUAUUUGGUACAAACAAACUGUUAUUUCUUGGACUUUACCCACUGUCCGUUUUGACCACGGGAAUGAGUCCUCGUUGAACUGCUUUACAAGAAUAUGCAGAGACACGCGAAGGAAACGGACAACUGUUCAGGAAGUAUUUAUGCUGCCAACAUGUUCUCUGGAGAUGCAGAAGUCCCAUUUCCAAAUGUAGCACCUUUGUCGAGAAACCAGUUAAUGUUUUGUGAACGAUGCGUCACCAUUUUAAGUUACAGUAACGCUGUAAUGAUUAUAUAUAUAUAGUAUACUGACACCCAGUGACACAAUCCAAUGGAACUAUUACAUUGAUCUCUGUCUCUACAUGGAUAUUUCACCAAUUCAGCCAAUAACAAUGACAUGUUUAUGACAGACCCGAUUCAGACUUGAGGUUAAGUAACACUUAACAUGCACUUUAAGACAACAUAUCCAUGUCUGAAUCGGGCCCAACAUGAGUAACAGGACAAUAAUACACAAGACAGUAUUGACAGUAUUUUUUUCUCCUCAUGGCUUUGUUAGUUUGUUAGUUGAUAUUUCUCCUCAUAAGGAUAAGAUGUACGUCCCAACUCGCACCCUAUUUCCUUCGUAGUGCACCAGAGCACUGGUCAAAAGUGGUUCACUACUAAAAGUUUAGGGUGCCAUUUGGGACAUUCUAGAAUAGUCUGUUGUAACCUAGUAGUACCCAACACUGCUUUGACUUUUUCCUAUUUUAAAGUGUUUUAAACUUCAAUAAAGAUGCCAUAUCUCAGGGCUA